Molecule: messenger RNA, 713 nt
Organism: Notothenia coriiceps (black rockcod)
Lineage: Eukaryota; Metazoa; Chordata; Actinopteri; Perciformes; Nototheniidae
Product: galectin-related protein-like
Exons: 2
Coding region: 99-452 (117 amino acids)
Molecular function (GO): carbohydrate binding
Source: RefSeq, a predicted model, not a curated record
AUAAAAAAUGUUUUUGUUUAAGCUAUCUUAGAUCCUCCCUUCUGAUUUUGUUUAGGCCUUCCUAGAAUCAAUUAUAAAGUCAGAUCCUUGUCAGAUUUAUGGCUCGUAUUUAUCCCUCUGUUAGGUUUUACUUCGCCCUGACGUGUGGUCAGGGAACAGGGGGCGAGCCUCCUGUGGACGUGGCUCUGGAGCUCUGUGUGAGGUUCAAGGACCGACAGAUCCUGCGGCAAGCCUGUGAGUCCGGAUCCUGGGGAGAAACCGAGAGAGUCGUGCCUUUCUUCCCCUUCAUCAGAGGACUGCCCUUCAAGAUUGAGAUUCACUGUGAACAAAGUCGCUUUCGUGUGUUUGUGGACGGACAGAAGCUGUUUGACUUUCAGCACAGGUUGACGUCACUCAGAGACAUUGACACGUUGUGGAUCAAAGGUAGCGUCGCUAUCACUAAACUGGCCUGAAGGAAAACACUGCACUGCUGAACAUUUGAGAAGAUUUCAAACAGACUCUGUUGAGCUCAAACUGCCAUGACUCCCCUCAUCUGAACAUGUUCUGUAUUCACUGUGGACCUUUUUGUACAAAAUGUUGAAUAUGGGGGAAAAAAAGUGUUGAAAAAAAUGUUUUAUGAUCACACAUUAACAGACUGACUGAUCAAGGAAGUGUAAGAUCAGCAACUUCCAUGUUUUGAGACGCACAAUUACAGUUUUCUCCUCCUCUGAACA